Messenger RNA from Planococcus citri (citrus mealybug), 3390 nucleotides. RefSeq names its product heme transporter FLVCR2-like. The record is from RefSeq and is a predicted model, not a curated record. Bases 801 to 2216 code for a protein of 471 amino acids. Gene Ontology annotation, biological process: heme export; transmembrane transport. Gene Ontology annotation, cellular component: membrane. Gene Ontology annotation, molecular function: heme binding; heme transmembrane transporter activity. NCBI's taxonomy places the organism in Eukaryota, Metazoa, Arthropoda, Insecta, Hemiptera, Pseudococcidae. The transcript has 8 exons.
CUAAACGUGCUACAGCCAGUCAGCGAUUCGCAUUCGACUCCGGAAUUGUCGAACGAGAACGUUUCGCGUUGAUAAAUAAAAUUCUUCUCAUUCGAUUUGGAUUUUCCUCGUUCGUGUGCGGUUUUCCUGUGAAAAUGCGGAUGUCGCGAUUCGAUCAAAUUUCGAUGGUCGUGUUCGUGUUUGAAUUUCAGUCGAGAUUUUCUCGUUGUGUUUCGACGUCGAAAGCGUGCUAGUGAAUAAUCCGCACUUCAGUAGGUAAACGUUCUACUUAUACGUACCUAGUUGUUUCAAUAUACGAUAAAAUAUAAUACUCGGUUUCAAAAUGGCGUUAUUUUCUAUCGUUUUUUACCAUAUUUUAUCGUCUUCGUGGUCGUGAAAAUACGAUAUUAACGUUAUAAUAUUAUGAAGGGUGUCAAAUAACACAACGGUUUUUUUUUUUGCUUCAAAACUCGACUCGAUUUAUUGCGUGAUAUUUUUUCACAAGUUUGCAUUCCGUGUACACAGUGUUUAUAUCAAACCGAAACAUCACGUAGCGAUUAGCGAAAUAGAAAAACCGUCAAGCCGAGGCCCAAAAUCAUCGAACUUGAACAUUUACCUAUACUUCAAAAUAAUUCCAUUUUACACGUAUCGUAACCUCAACAAAUCGCACCUGGAUAAGCCUAUAGUUUACUCAUCGAAGAUAAAUAACCGAGUUCACAGUUCGCAGUAAUCAACGUGUGUGUUUCGGGUCUUGCGUGCUUUUCGGCUUUUCGUCAUUACUUAAAUCUCGUAUUCGUGAAAGAAAAAAAAAAGAAAGAAAAAUGGUGCAUUUCGUCAGAUCAAUCGGGUCCAAUUUGCACAUCAACGAUGCCCAUCCGGAAGAGGGCAAGAAGCUCACUGGAGCGGGAAAAGAUUCCGAAUGUAAGCUGUAUAAAAUGAGAUGGGUUAUUUUGGGCAUCUUCAUGGUGUAUGCGGUAGCUGCUGGAAUGCAAUGGAUGCAGUAUUCGAUUAUUUGUAAUAUCGUCGUCAAAUAUUACCACGUUGAACGUUAUGUCGUCGAAUGGACCACCAUGCUUCAUAUGUUGGCCUACGUGCUGUGUAUUUUACCUGCAUUGUGGAUGCUGGAAAAAGCGGGAAACAGAAUAACCAUGCUGACAGCUGGAGCUGGUAUUUGUAUAGGAGCUUGGAUCAAAUUAUUCGCCGUCCAGCCGAAUCUGUUCCCUGUGGUAUUAGUAGGACAAGCUAUCGAAGCUGCGGCUCAAGUGUUGACUUUCGGAUUAGCCGGUAGUGUGACGGCUGCUUGGUUCGGUCCUAAUGAGAUUGCUUUAGCUGGAUCUAUGGCUUUGUUUGGAGAUCAAUUCGGAGUUGCUUUCGGAUUCAUUUUUCCUCCUCUACUGGUACACGAUAGCGCUAACGAAGAAGAAAUUGGCCAAGGAUUGAAUAAUUUGUGUUUAUUCAUCGCUAUAUUCACUUCUGUUAUUCUGAUCACCAUGUUGAUAUUUUUCAAAGACACUCCAGACAAGCCUCCCAGUAACGCUCAAAUCGUCCAAAAAGAAUGCAAAAAAGAUAGCUCUUCGGCACUCGAUGAUUUCUUGAAGAUGCUUUCGUCAAAAAGCUUCAUACUCAUGUUAUUAUCGUACGGAAUCCACAUCGGUAUAUUUUGUUCCCACGCCACCCUUUUGAAUCAAGUAUUCUUGGAGUAUUUCCCAGAAGACGUAAAACACGCCGGUAUCAUCGGCUCGCUGAUGGUAUUCUUCGGUCUAGUUGGAGCCAUAGCAGGAGGAUUAUAUUUAGAUUGGAAACACCUAUUCAAAGCUACGACACUUUUCUUAUACGUUUGCUCGACCAUUUGCUUGAUUCUAUAUGCGUUCGCGUUGACGUCAAAGAACCUAUACCUUGUCUAUGGCAUUGCAUGCUUUUUGGGGAUUUUCAUGCUCGGUUAUUACUCGGUUGGAUUACAAAUGGCUAUCGAAAUCGUCUACCCGCAUUCCGAAGGAACUGCAGCUGGUCUUAUGCUUCUAGCUGUGCAAAUUUUAAGCUUAUUUUUAACUCCGGCAUUGAGAACAAUCAUGGAAAGAUACGGAGCAUUGGUUGGAAACUACACUUUGAUCGUUUUGAUGUUUAUCGGAUUAAUUAUAACUAUUAAAAUACCUCCUCGUACCAGAAGACAAGACGCCGAAACAACAAUGAAAAAAGGCGAAACUGCUAAAUCGUAUAAGAUCAAUAUUGAAAGCUAGAUUUUCAGACUGUGUGUAAUUUUCACAUUAAUGGUACUUUUUUUUUACUUACUUGCUGAUUUUAUUUCUCAUGAUAUAUUUUUUUUUUAAUUUGGAAAUUGUUGCAUCGUGUAUCGAACAUCCUAUUUGGAGUAUUCGAUAUAUUGUAAAAGUACAGUCGAGAACUGUAGCCCAUUAUUUAUUCGUUUUCUCUAGUAGAUACCUAUAUCUAUGUAUGUGUAUUUAAGUGAACCACAUUUUCGUUGUUUUAUAAGAAUUAAGUUAUUCUUUCCAUUAUUAUUCCAACACUUCGUACGUUAAACAUGUACGAAGAAUCCCUAUAUAGGUAACGAUACAUUUAGAGUGUAAUAAUUUUUUUGGGGAAAUAAUGUUUUAUGCUCGGUAAAGAAAAAAAUGUUGAAAUACGUGUUGAAAAUUAUAUCCAAAUUGACUUCACUUUCGGUUUUAAUUAUUUCAUUGAUACAAUUUAUGCGUAAACGAGCUAAACAUAUUUUUGUCAGCUCCAUUUCCUUUUUUAGUUAAGCCUUAAUCGUUCGUCCCAUAUAUGUAAAGUAGUGAUCCGUCUAGGUAUCUACGUUGAAACAAUAAAAUUUACGUUUAGUUCGUUCGAGUAAAUAAUUUUCUAGUAAAAUUAAUAAAAAUAUAAAAGUUUUCCAAUGAAUUUUCCAAUGGAGUAAGUAGAGCAGAUCUGAUAAUUAUUGUAUCGAGCUUAAUAUAUUGCAUGCGGGGCAUGUUGAAAAUUAGCUGUCAAAAUUCUCCAAUAGUUUCUUUCGAAAUCAAAAUUAUUAUUGAAACCGUACAAUUUCCUUUUUUUUUUAUAGGUUGGGGAAUUUUUUUAUUUGACCAAAACCCCCCUACCAUCUAUUUUUAUUGAUGUUUUGAACUGUGAUUCGUAAUUGUAUUUCUUUUUCUUAUCUCUGUGUAAUUAUUGUAUGGAAAAUAAGCAAUGAGUAUUAUUUUGAUAAGGUUUUUUUUCAUUUUUAAAUUAUUUUUUUUCUCUUUUUUCAUCGUAAUUUGUUUUAAAAUGUCAUACGUAUAUGUUAUUUUUUGUUUUAAUGAAUAUUUAUUAUUGAAAUUAUUCUAUCGUAUAUUAUACGAUGAAGCGAAUAUGUGAUUACUUAAAUUUCUUUUUUUGUACUUUUUAUUUUAUAAAUGGAAAUUAUUUUAAAUGAGA